Baudoinia panamericana UAMH 10762 is the source of this 3090-nucleotide messenger RNA. RefSeq lists its product as uncharacterized. NCBI's taxonomy places the organism in Eukaryota, Fungi, Ascomycota, Dothideomycetes, Mycosphaerellales, Teratosphaeriaceae. Gene Ontology annotation, molecular function: transcription cis-regulatory region binding; DNA-binding transcription factor activity, RNA polymerase II-specific; zinc ion binding. Gene Ontology annotation, cellular component: nucleus. Gene Ontology annotation, biological process: positive regulation of transcription by RNA polymerase II. The record is from RefSeq and is a predicted model, not a curated record. Bases 91 to 2964 code for a protein of 957 amino acids. The transcript has 6 exons.
CUCCGCUGCUCCGCCGUUCCCUCCCACCUUGACGUGUGCCAUUCCGACGAUUGCGUGAUUUCACGGUAAGGUUUGGCGUGUGGGUUCCGCAUGGCUGAGGCCAUUUCGAUUCCCUCUCCGUCUGUCUUUCUCUCACGUUCGAGCCCUACCCCGCCUGAAGCCCCUCCAACGAAGCCUACAAAUACUCACAAUGUGCCACGCCCGGAUACGGAGGCGAAGAAGAAGACGACAGUGCGAAAGAGCAGUACCGUCAAUAAUGCGCCAAAGGCUGGAGAAGGCGAUAGGCCGAAGCAGUCGAAGAGCCGCAACGGCUGUGUGACUUGCAAAGCCAAGCGGCUGAAGUGCGAUGAAGAGAAGCCGGGAUGCGCGCAAUGCAAGAGGAGGAAGGUAGAGUGCGGAGGAUAUAGAAAAGACUUCAAAUGGCGGCCCUUUGGUGAGAACCCAGCAAAGGCAAUACAGGAGGCGGAGAAGCGAGCGUCACCACCAUCGCAAGCCUCGGCGGAGGGCUCCAAACCGAACACGCCUGACGAGAGUAUUGUACCUGAAACGUCCGCGCCGAGGAAGCCGAACACGAAACGGAAAGACAGUAAGAGGGCCAGCACCGUGGUCGAAGAGAACGCUCUCACCGAACUCCCGGCCCGUCCAGCGAAAGCCAAGCGGAAGGAGCGCCCUCCGAGCGCGAAGGAGGCUGCGGAUCAACCUGUGGAAGCUCAGCCGCCACCAGACUCCGCAGCACCACACUCAACUUCACCACUGCCGUCUCCGCCUAAUGAUGUCGUCAAUCUGUUGACGUUACCAAGCAUUCCACUCCAGUCCGCAACACCCCUCGAAGCUUCCCCGCGAGAAGACGUCUACAACUUUGGACCGAACCUCCCUCCGCAAAGUCCUCAAGCUGCGACUGCACCAACCGCUGCACCCUCCCCUACCCUCACCGAGCUGCUUCUGCCGUUCCAAGAUGAACUGCCACAAGAUGGCGAGUUUAUCAGCUUUUCGAUGCCAGAAGGCAUGCAAUUUCCGCUGUCGCCGCUUCCGGCAGAUGUCAUUGAUCCGGCGCUGCUGAGUGGUGGCUUGGACGACGACGAUACAGAGGAGCUUGUGCGCCAGGACGCCGGUACUGACGAACUGCAACGGCCUAUCAACCACGAUCGACCGACAUCCUCGGGAUCAGCAAUAUCAAUUUCCGAUCAACUUCAGACGCUCUGGCAGGGCCCGGUCCACUACCUCUACAGUCAACCGUACUUCCGACACGACAGCCCCGAGAUGCUUGCAUUCCGUUUUGAUAGGCUUACAUGUGGCAUUCUUUCGAUCAUGGAUGGCAAGUCCGAGAACCCGUGGCGCACACUCAUUUGGCCGCUUGCUCAACGUUCUCCGGCCUUGUACAAUGCGCUUAUGGCAAUGACAGCAUAUCACUCCUCUAACGACGUGCCUGCACUCCGGGUGGCAGGCCAUGAGCACAAGCAAAAGAGUAUCCGCUAUAUUCAGGAGGGUAUCAGAGAUAGCAGCAUGACCGAUCAGACAGCCAUCGCCACCGCACUCGCUCUCGGUUUCUCGGAGUCGUGGGACCAGCAUACGGCCUCCGGCAAUACUCACAUCAAAGGUGCGCAAGCGCUGGUGAAGCGAGCACUGGCUGAUCAUCAGCGCAACCCGCUGGGUGGCGUUGAGCUUGCACGGCUAAAGUUCCUUUGCAACGCUUGGGUCUACAUGGAUGUCAUUGCUCGCCUUACCGCAGUUGACAGCGACGAGUCGAACGACUUCGACAACACUCUCUUGUUCGCCGUGGAUUCACCAGAGAUGGUUAUGGGCGACGCAGUACCGGGCUUCGGAAUCGAUUUUGGAACAGGCAUUGACGCUCGACUAGACCCGCUCAUGGGCUGCGCUAACACCCUCUUCCCACUAAUCGGAAGGGUCGCGAACCUCGUACGCAAAGUCUGCCGAUCGCAGACCAACAGUCCGGCCGUGAUCAGUCAGGCGAAUGAUCUACGCAUGGCGCUCGAAGCGUGGGAGCCGCCUCAUUUUAUCGAGCAGCCGGAGGACCCGACGACUGGUGUCCAGCACUCGCUUCAGACUGCGGAGGCGUAUCGAUGGGCGACUCUACUCCAUCUGCAUCAAUCAGUGCCAGAGCUUCCUUGCGACUAUUCUUCGGCGGAAAUGGCGCAGCGCGUUUUACAAUUCCUCGCAACGGUGCCUUUAGCGAGCCGGACAGUGAUUGUGCAAAUCUACCCGCUCAUGGUCGCGGGCUGCGAAGCGACGACGGAGGAAGACCGGCAAUGGGUUCGCGAUCGAUGGGCGGCAAUGGGUCAGCGCAUGCGGAUCGGCGUCAUCGAGAAGUGCGCUACUGUCACCGAGGAAGUCUACCGACGCAGAGACAGAUACGCAGCUCAGCCCACCGGGCGAAGACGGCUUGUCGCUACCGCAGACCUCCAGCCUGCGCGACAACGCGGCAUGCCGCUCGUGAGGACCGACACCGGCUUCCAGAAUGCGGAUCCGGGAAGCACUGGGAUGGUGUUCAGCUAUGUUGAGACGGCGGAUGGAGGAGAGGGGGACCCGCAACCUGGGUCCGCGAACGAACGCUUUCCGCCUCGACCGAAGAGGGUGGACCGUGGUGUCAGUACGAUGGAUGCAGCCUAUACCGUCCGAGGGCAUCUGCAUUGGGUUGGUGUGAUGUGGGAUUGGGGCUGGGAAGGUAUGUCUGAUGCACUUUUCGCCGCCGACACUGGUUCGCAUGCUGACAGCUGGGACAGUUCUGCUCGGCUGAUUCUGCUAUACGGGAAUUGCUAUGGUCAACUCAAGCAUUGUAUUUUCCGGCGGCUUGUCGAACGUUUGCUCAACACGGCGUUGGUUUCUCGCGAACUUCAAUACUUCCAGCGGUUAAGCGAGUACGGUGUUGGUAGGCGCUUUCCUGGGAUUUGUUGCUUGCGGAGGGGGCUACAGAUAGACGUGACGGCGUAUACAGGCAGGCAAUAGAUGGGCAUUCUUCACACUGGCGUUAUAUGCAGGUGUUCUGCUCUGUCUCCAAACACACAGAUACUCUGUGUCUGCAAGGUAGUAGGCGGGCCCCAGGGACCUUUUGCCCGAGAACAGUUAGCUCGU